Messenger RNA from Panicum virgatum (switchgrass), 1540 nucleotides. Its product is annotated as alpha-1,3-arabinosyltransferase XAT3-like. Lineage: Eukaryota; Viridiplantae; Streptophyta; Magnoliopsida; Poales; Poaceae. The transcript is spliced from 4 exons. Gene Ontology annotation, molecular function: glycosyltransferase activity. The coding region runs from base 80 to 1540 and encodes 486 amino acids. The record is from RefSeq and is a predicted model, not a curated record.
GCUACCUGGGUAGCAGCUGAGCUUACUGACCGGAGUUCAGUUGAGAGCAUUUGAGAGGUCUGCUUUGAGAUUGUGGGAUAUGAGGGGAAGACCCAAGAGCAAGAAGCAUGGGAGCGGUGCAGCAGCGCUGUGGCUCCUGCUGCCUCUUCUCGUUCUGAUUGUGCUCAAGACCAAUCUCCAUCCGCAGGUUGCCCGCUAUUCCAUUGUCGGCUCAUCUCCUUCUGCUGCAUCAGGAGACGAGAUGGCUGGCGGCGUCGAUGCGACGAAAGGGUACAACCAGCCAAACCAAAUCGCUACAACGAUCAGGGAAGAGGACAGUUCUGUGAAAAUUUCAGGUACUUCUUUACUUCUCCACCGUCUCAAGCAGCAGAUAGAACAGAUCAAAAAUAUUUCCUACCUCACUAUUCCCCGGCAAAUCCAUGGCAAAUCCGCCACCGUUUACGUCGUCUCGGCGUCCACCUAUCGCCCGGAGAACUCGACCAUCAAGCUCCGCCCGUAUGCACGAAAGUGGGAGGAUCAGGUCAUGCUCCUGGUUCGGGAGGUCACCUUGCGCCGAUCCAGCCCGCCAACAGGAGGUGCCGACGACGACGCCCCACCGGAGUGCUCGGUUCGGCACGAUGUCCCAGCCGUGAUUUUCUCUACGGGCGGCUACAACCGGAACUUCUUCCACGUCAUGACCGAUGUGAUCAUCCCACUCUACCUCACGGCCCGUCAGUACGAUGGCCGCGUGCAGCUGCUCGCCACCGACUAUGAACCCAAGUGGAUUGCCAAGUACAAGUCCAUCCUCGCCACGCUAUCCGCCUACCCUGUAAUAGACAUGGACUCCGACGAAGACGCCGUGCGCUGCUUCCCGUCGGCUCGUGUCGGGCUGGAGAGUCACAAGGAGCUCGGUAUCGUCCCAGGUCUCUCUCGCAACGGCUACACCAUGACGAGCUUCCGGGAAUUCAUCCGCUCCGCCUACUCGCUGCAGCGGCCACGGGCGGCGCCAGUGAGCAGGAGCUCCGGCGGACGGAAGCCCCGACUCGUCCUGAUCCUGCGUCGCAACUCGAGGCAACUGAAGAAUGAAGCCGACGCCAUCGCCGCCGCGACCGAGGUGGGCUUCGAUGUGGUUCCUGCGGGGCCGGACGACGUCAGUGACCUGGAACGGUUCACGGCGGUGGUGAACUCCUGCGACGUGCUCAUGGGCGUGCACGGUGCCGGACUGGCCAACAUGCUGUUCCUGCCUGACAACGCCACGGUGGUGCAGAUCAUCCCGUGGGGCGACCUCAAGUGGCCGUGCCGGCAGUCGUUCGGCGAGCCGGUGGCACCCAUGGGCCUCCGGUACCUCGAGUACGAGGCCACGGCGGACGAGACCACUCUGAACGAGACCUACCCCAGGGACCACGCAGUGUUUACGGACCCCAUCUCCGUACACCGCCAGGGGUUUGACACGGUGUGGAACAUCUUCAUCAACGGCCAGCACAUCAUCCUAGACAUCAAACGGUUCAGAGGGUUCGUGGAGCAGCUGUAUAGAGCCACCACGACGGAGAACGUAGGGUAG